This is a messenger RNA of Nerophis lumbriciformis (worm pipefish), 1989 nucleotides long. The record is from RefSeq and is a predicted model, not a curated record. Lineage: Eukaryota; Metazoa; Chordata; Actinopteri; Syngnathiformes; Syngnathidae.
AUGGCACGUAACGGUUUUUUCCUUAAGUACUUCCGGUUAUGCGCUGGAUACAACUUCCGGAUAACAACAUCAGCUGUUGUUGCCAAAAUGGCGCAUAACCAGACAGAAUCGGAUGGUACCCAGGUAGUGGAACAAGGAGGGGAUCGAGGAAAAUGUCUAUUAAGGCGAUGCAGGGGCCGACCCAGGCUUACAGACUCAGACCGAGCACAGCGACGUCUUGAAUCCCGAAAGAAGUACGACAUCCGGAGGGUUUACCUUGGGGAGUCGCACAAACUCUGGAGUGAUCUCCGAAGGCGCACAAGUCUGAGUGAUGCUGGACUGGCAGCGUAUUUAAUCGUUCUUCAUUCCACAUUUGGAGAGAAAUAUCAACAGAAACUCUCAAGCCCAGAAGAUAUGGUGAAUCAGAGAAAAGUUAAGAGAGACCGUGAGUCAAGUCUUCAUAGUUUGAUGUGUUGGUACCAGGAGCAUUUGCAUUCCUGCCCCCAUGAGCCCCAACUCCGAGCUCUGGAACCACGACCCAACUUCUCUACUGCUGCCAUCUGGCAAUGUGUAUCCGACCAUUCAUUUGUGCAACAUCUUUUCUCUCCACUGAUGGAGGCAAGUGACUCUGAGGGGGAGGAGCGAGAAAAUGGAGAAGGUGAUGGUGAAAGUGCUGCAAAAACAGAUUUACUGACAAAAAGAUUAUCAAGCCGGAAGAAAAAAACAAUAACUCUGUUAAAAGAUUUAGGAGGAAAAGCGCUUGCUUCUGAGGUUCAGCAACCAUCCACUAAAGAACUAGAACAGAGAGAAGUUCUAACACAACAUGCGAAUGUGGACACCUCCUCCAAUGACGUCUCCCUGACAGUCCCGCCUGUGUGGGAGAUGGAGAUGGAACUGGAGCGGCCACAAGGCUCUCCUGAAACAAUAUUUCAUGUCAUUACCUCAGAGGAGGAGGUUGAGGAUGUAGGAGAGGAAGCUGUAACCGAAAGACUUGUGGAAGAGCAAGAAGAGGGAAUUGGACGUGGGUAUGAAUGUGGUACUGUGGGAGCAUCUUUUUCUGAUAAACUGGAGAACACUGAUGAGGGCAUAAGUUAUUCGGUUCCACCCUCUCAGCCUGAACUGAUGGCCCAAUCUCCUGAUCGGCCAGAAGAGAAAGGAGAACUUUUUGACCCACAAACUUUGCAGACAGUGGUGACUAGUUGUGAGAUUCCUGACCAUCAGACUGCUUUAGAAGGUUCACAGCUAAUUAUCAUAACUGGACCAAGCUAUGAGGGUUUCACACCAGGUAGCAUUCACUUCGACGUAGGUGCUGGUAAUGGGGAGGAAGACACAUGCACCAUCAUCAAGGGUGUCACCUCCAACCAAGUUUGUGACCCUGAAUCAAAAAGCAAAGCAAUGGAGGAUGAAGACUGCAUUACAGGGUUAGAUGAUAAGCAGCUACUACAGCCCACUGUUGACAAUCUGGAGCUAAGUAACGACCGUGAAUUGAAGAGAAGUCUGAGCAGGUCAAAGAGAAACAGGCGAGGCCCAGUUAUUGAGGCUGAUGGAAUGCUCAAGAUGUUCCACUGUCCUUACGAGGGCUGCAGUCAAGUGUAUGUAGCCAUUAGUAGUUUCCAGAAUCAUGUGAACCUGGUUCACAGGAAAGGCAGGACCAAGGUUUGCCCACAUCCGGGCUGUGGAAAAAAAUUCUACCUGUCUAAUCACCUACAUCGCCAUAUGAUCAUCCACUCAGGGGUGCGAGAUUUCAUCUGUGAGACAUGUGGCAAAUCAUUCAAGCGUAAGAAUCACCUGGAAGUUCACAGACGGACUCACACUGGAGAAACACCUUUACAAUGUGAAAUAUGCGGCUAUCAGUGUCGUCAGCGUGCGUCCCUAAACUGGCACAUGAAGAAACACACUUCGGAGGCCCAUUACAACUACACGUGCGAGUUCUGCAACAAGCGGUUUGAGAAGCUGGACAGUGUUAAAUUCCACAAGUUGAAGAGCCACCCCGAGAAACUGACCACCUGA